AUGUGGAUCACGGUGGGCUUGGUCUGCUGCUUAGUUUUUGGAGGAUUGCCUUCGGCUCACUGCACUUGCCCUUCCCAAUGUAGCUGCACCUUCUAUAGUAUCAAUGAAGGAACAAAAGCAAGAACUGUGCUGUGCAAUGACCCAGAGAUGACGCUCACCCCUGUGAACAUCCCAGGUGAUACAUCUAAACUUCGAAUAGAAAAGACGGCCAUCAGGAGAGUGCCAGGAGAAGCUUUCCAUUCUCUCCAUAACCUGGAAUACCUCUGGAUGCCCUACAAUUCUUUGGCUAGUGUCAGUGUGAUUACCUUUAGGGGUCUCCGCCGGUUACAGGAAUUGAGACUGGACGGGAAUGAUUUAAUCUUAUUUCCAUGGGAAGUUCUUGCAGACAUGCCCCAGCUCCAGCUGCUGGAUUUACGCAAUAAUGAACUCACUUCAAUACCAGCAGAAGCUGCUCGUUACAUCAAGAACAUCACCUACUUGGAUCUGUCUAGCAAUAAAUUGAUAACUCUUCCUCAAGAGCUUAUUUCAACCUGGGCUAACCUCCAGGCAGUUCCUUACUUCCCCAAUGACAAUUCCAAGAUCAUCUUAGGUUUGCAGGACAAUCCUUGGAUGUGUGACUGCAGUCUGUAUGAAAUGGUGCAUUUCCUAAACUUCCAGUCUCCUAACAUAGCAUUUAUAGAGCCAAGACUGAAAUGCUUUACCCCACGGAGUCUUGCUGGAGUCUUCUUCAGUCAAGUUGAACUAAGAAAAUGUCAAAGCCCUGUUGUACAUACUUCUGUAGCCAAAGUGAAGACCAUCCUGGGUAGCACUGUGUUACUGCGGUGUGGUACUACUGGGGUACCUAUUCCUGAACUCAGCUGGAGACGGGCUGAUGGUAAUCAGCUCAAUGGCACAGUGCACCAAGAAAUUUCGAGUGAUGGAAUGAGCUGGUCUAUUCUAGGCUUGCCUGUAGUCUCCUAUCUGGAUUCUGGAGAGUACAUUUGUAAAGCAAAGAACUUCCUGGGGGCUACAGAGGCUUUCAUAUCCCUCAUCAUCACUGAUUCUGAAGACACUGAUGACCCUAAUGCUAACUCUAAAGGAGUAUGGAAUGGGAAGGUGAGCGGGAUGGAAGCAGCUGCUUACAAUGAUAAACUGGUGGCUAGGUACGUUAUCACAACCUCAACUUCACCUGCAUUAAGUGCCAGACCAGUCCGUGUUAACACAGAAGAGAAUCUAGGGUUCCAGAAUGAGGCACAGAAUAUGGUUAAGGAGCAGAAUAGCAAUCCAAGAAAUCUUCUAUCAAGUCUACUCCCUGAUCAACAGGAGCCAGAACGUAUAGUGAGGUCUGUCAGAGUGAUCGGAGACACGGAUCAAAGUGUCUCAUUGGCCUGGAAAGCUCCUCAGGCAAAGAACACAACCAUAUUCAGUGUCCUCUAUGCCAUUUUUGGAGAAAGGGAAAUGCGCAGAAUCAGUGUGGAGCCAGGUAAGACUAAGAUCACCAUUGACGGGCUGAUGCCAAUGACCAAAUACAUAGUGUGUGUCUGUGUGAAAGGGCUGAUCCCCAGGAAGGAGCAAUGCAUCAUAUUUUCCACAGAUGAAGUUGCCAGUGCCGGUGGAACCCAAAAACUCAUUAAUGUGGUGGUGAUCAGUGUGGCCUGUGUCAUUGCUGUGCCUCUGACCCUAGUGGUCUGCUGUGGGGCAUUGAAAAGGCGCUGCAAAAAAUGCUUAGUGCGGAAACCCAAGGAAGUUCAAGAGUCCUAUGUCACAUUUGAAAGUCUGUCUCCGGGGGCCAAAACUAAAGGAGUGGAAGGAGAAUACUUGACUAGACACACCCCAGAUGAGUCUAACAGGCUUCUGUCUGCACGAUCUAGCAUGGACUCAGAAGCAAUACCAAAGACAGAGGGGCAACCCAAUGAGUACUUUUGCUGA
Messenger RNA from Gopherus flavomarginatus (Mexican gopher tortoise), 1908 nucleotides. RefSeq names its product leucine rich repeat, Ig-like and transmembrane domains 1 (gene LRIT1). The coding region runs from base 1 to 1908 and encodes 635 amino acids. The transcript is spliced from 4 exons. Lineage: Eukaryota; Metazoa; Chordata; Testudines; Testudinidae. The record is from RefSeq and is a predicted model, not a curated record. Gene Ontology annotation, molecular function: protein binding. Gene Ontology annotation, cellular component: endoplasmic reticulum membrane.